Copidosoma floridanum is the source of this 1649-nucleotide messenger RNA. RefSeq names its product putative fatty acyl-CoA reductase CG5065. Lineage: Eukaryota; Metazoa; Arthropoda; Insecta; Hymenoptera; Encyrtidae. Gene Ontology annotation, molecular function: alcohol-forming very long-chain fatty acyl-CoA reductase (NADP+) activity. Gene Ontology annotation, cellular component: peroxisome. Gene Ontology annotation, biological process: long-chain fatty-acyl-CoA metabolic process. The record is from RefSeq and is a predicted model, not a curated record.
CAGAGUUGAGCAAACGACACACCGUGUCCACCAUGGGUACGCCCAACGCCCAGACUUGCGAGUCGGACGCGGAGAAGCGCAGCGACAACAACAACAACAACAGACCGGAAGACAAGGGCAGAGCCAAGGCCGGAGCUCUCAAGCCGGGAGGGGCGAGCGGCUCGGCCGUCGAGGUGUUUUACUCGGACAGCGUGGUCCUGGUGACGGGGGCCACGGGUUUCCUGGGCAAGGCCCUCCUCGAAAAGCUGCUGCGCUCUUGUCCCGGGGUCGGGGCCAUUUUCGUCCUCAUACGGCCCAAGCGGGGCCGCAGCAUGGAGCAGCGCUUCGGCGACCUCCUCGAGUCACCGGUGUUCGAUCGGCUGCGUUGGGAGUCGCCGAGCGUGUUGGGCAAACUGCGGCCGGUCAAGGGUGACGUGGGCCUGCCCGAGCUCGGGCUGAGCCUCGAGGACCGGCACAUGCUGAUGCAACGCGUGAGCUUGGUUUUUCACAGCGCGGCGACCGUGCGCUUCGACGAGCCGAUCAAGGCGGCCGUCAACCUCAACACCCGCGGUACCGAUCGCGUCGUCGAUCUUUGCAAGGGCAUGGUCAAACUCGUCUGCCUCGUGCACGUCAGCACCGCCUACAGCAACGCCGAUCUUCGGGACAUACAAGAGAUGGUCUACAGCACGAAAGUGAAGCCACAAACGAUGAUGGACAUGUGCGAGAAUCUGGACGACGAGACGAUGAGCGUCCUGGAGAAGAAGCUGAUGGGCAAGCACCCAAACACGUACACGCUGACAAAGGGCCUCGCGGAGCAGGUUGUCCUCACCAAGAGCAUGGGCUUGCCGGCGGUGGCGAUCGUCAGACCGAGUAUCGUGUGCGCCGCCUUUCAGGAACCCUUUCCCGGCUGGAUCGACAACGUAUGCGGCAUCACUGGUAUCCUCAUGGAAAUCGGCCGAGGGACCGUCCGUAGCAUAUUUUGCCAGCCCCAGUGCGUCGUGGACGUUGUGCCGGUCGAUUACGUCGUCGACACCCUCAUCUGCGCGGCCUGGCACGUCUCGACGACCCGUACCGGCGACAGCUGCUCCUUUCGAGUCUACAACUGCACCAGUGGCAGCUUCAACCCCAUCAAGUGGGGAGAGAUCGGCGGCCUGACGCGCAAAUACGCCAUCCAGUCGCCGAGCAAGUACGUCAUGUGGUACCCCCACGUGACCUACCGCUCGAGCCAGCUUCUUCACAAGAUAGCCCUCGGGGUCCUGCACUUUUUGCCGGCUUUCGUCUUUGAUCUCGUUUUGCGCUGCAGCGGCAACAAACCACAAAUGGUCAAGAUAACAAAGCGCACGAUACGGGCCACCAAGUCGGGGGAAUUUUUCGCCAACAACGAGUGGUACUUUCACGCGGAGAACAUGAAGGAGCUCACCAAGUCCAUCAAGAGCUCGACCGUGGACGGUGGCGCGCCGCGUUUCAACGUCGACAUCACCAACAUGGACUGGGAGCUCUACGUCAACCAAUACGUCCUGGGGAUCAGGAAGUACGUGCUCAAAGACGGCCCCGACAGCCUCGACGGCGCUCGGAGUAAGCUCCUCAAGCUUUAUUGGAUACGCAGGCUGACUCAGCUGAUUGGCCUCUACUUGCUCGUGAAAAUCAUAACCCGCGCCGCCGUUCGGUAA